Messenger RNA from Triticum urartu, 1767 nucleotides. Its product is annotated as indolin-2-one monooxygenase. The record is from RefSeq and is a predicted model, not a curated record. NCBI's taxonomy places the organism in Eukaryota, Viridiplantae, Streptophyta, Magnoliopsida, Poales, Poaceae. Gene Ontology annotation, molecular function: oxidoreductase activity, acting on paired donors, with incorporation or reduction of molecular oxygen; iron ion binding; heme binding.
AGUAGGAAGUAGGAACCCAACCCAGCCCAGCCAUUGUAGGCUUCCUGAUCAGUUGUGUGGACCACAUGGCUCUUGAAGCAGCGAACCACUACCUGCAGCUCGCCGGCCUCCAUGGCGCAUCCACGCCGGCAGUACUGCUCACCGUUCUCCUGCUACUCAUCAUUCGACUAGCAUGGGUGAGGACCGCAACCGCAUCAACAAGAUUCGGCAAGCAGCAAAAGCUCCCACCUUCACCUCCAGGCAAGCUGCCCAUCAUAGGCCACCUCCACCUCCUCGGCUCCCAGACACACAUAUCCAUCCGGGACCUCGAUGCCAAGCAUGGCCGCAAUGGCCUGUUGCUCCUCCGCAUCGGUGCCGUACCCACCUUGUUCGUGUCCUCGCCGAGCGCCGCCGAGGCCGUCCUGCGCACCCACGACCAAAUCUUUGCGUCGCGGCCGCCAUCCAUGGCCGCCAACAUCAUUCGUUAUGGGCCAACAGACAUCGCAUUUGCACCCUAUGGUGAGUACUGGCGGCAGGCCAGGAAGCUCUUAACCACGCAUAUGCUCAGCGCCAAGGUGGUGCACUCCUUCCGCCAUGGUCGUCAAGAAGAGGUGCGCCUCAUUAUCAACAAGAUCCGUGAGGCGGCCACCAGAGGCACGGCGGUGGACAUGAGCGAGCUCCUGUCCGGCUACACCAACGACGUCGUAUGCCGUGCGGUCCUAGGAGAAUCCCACCGCAAGGAAGGCCGGAACAGGCUUUUCAGCGAGCUCACAGAGAUCAAUGUCUCCCUUCUUGGUGGGUUCAGCCUCGAGAAUUACAUCCCCCCAAAUAUGGUAAUGGCGGAUGCGCUCUUGAGGCUGGUUUCCGUCAAGGCUCAGCGACUCAACAAGAGGUGGGACGACUUGUUCAACGAGAUCAUCGAGGAACACCUACACCCCAGCAAACCAUCAUCUGGCGAGCAGCAAGCAGCAGAUUUCAUAGAUCUUCUGCUCUCUCUCAAGGAAGAGUACGGUCUCACUACGGAUAACAUCAAGGCCAUUUUGGUGGACAUGUUUGAGGCAGGCAUAGAAACAUCUUAUCUGACGUUGGAAUACGGCAUGGCUGAGCUCAUGAACAACAGACACAUUCUGACAAAAUUACAGGAGGAGGUAAGAUCCCAAGGCAAAAAGUUAGACAUGAUAACGGAGGAGGACCUUAGCAGCAUGGCCUACCUAAGGGCAACCAUCAAGGAGACGCUGCGCAUGCACCCACCAGCACCCUUCCUCCUCCCACACUUCUCCACCGCUGACUGCAAGAUCGACGGAUACUUGAUACCCGCCAACACACGUGUCCUUGUGAAUGCUUGGGCCCUAGGGAGGGAUCCAUCGUCUUGGGAGAGGCCAGAGGAUUUCUGGCCUGAGAGGUUUCUGCAGGAUCAAGAUGGUGAUGUGGACACCCAAAUGAGGGGUAAGGAUCUUAGGUUCCUGCCAUUUGGGUUCGGGCGGAGGAUUUGUCCAGGGAUGAAUUUUGGGUUCGCCACCAUGGAGGUUAUGUUAGCAAAUCUCAUGUACCAUUUUGAUUGGGAUGUUCCAAAUAUGGUGGGUACCGGCGCAGGGGUUGAUAUGGCUGAGUCGUUCGGGUUAACGCUUCGCCGAAAGGAGAAGCUUCAACUUGUUCCUCAGAUUCCCUAAACCUACUAUGUGUAAGUUUAUUUCGAAUGAGCACAAGAAUAAAGGCAAGGAAUAAAAUGACUAAUAAUGUAGUACUGUUUAUCAGUUAUUAUUACUAUAUACUCCCUCCAUCUCAAAA